CGCAUGCGCACUACCUCACUCGCAACUCAACCUACCAAAGUGAACAGUGUUGUCCAGUCAACCCAAAUGCAAAACGGCCAUAGUAAUGGCUUUUGACUCGGAACCAAGCGGUAUUUCGCCUCCAGUUGCCGGAAUAUUAAUAGCUGUAAUAUCAAGUUUCAUCAAUGGCUCGACAUUUGUGCUUCAGAAAAAGGGAAUAUUACGCUCCCGCGACAGAGGAGGCUCGUACCUCAGAGAUGUGGUGUGGUGGAGCGGCACAAUGUCCAUGGUUAUUGGUCAGAUUGGGAACUUCCUGGCGUACAACGUGGCCCCUGCUGUGAUAGUUACACCACUGGGAGCCCUUGGAGUUUUAUUUGGGGCUGUGCUGGCCUCUUGGAUCUUGAAGGAGCAUCUGAACAUCCUGGGGAAGCUGGGCUGUGUGUUAUGUUGCUGCGGCUCUGUUGUGCUCGUCAUUCAUGCCCCUAAAUCGGAGGCUGUAACGUCGAGACUGGAGCUGGAGGAGAGGCUGUCAGACCCAGUGUUUGUGGUGUACGCCCUCCUCGUGGUCCUGCUUCUGGUCACUCUAAUCGUGCGGAUCGCUCCAGCUCACGGUAAAUCAAACAUCAUGGUGUACGUCGCCAUUUGUUCCCUUCUGGGAAGCUUCACCGUCCCGAGCAGCAAAGGACUCGGCCUGGCAGCCCAAGACGUUUUUGGCGAGGGGCCGCCGAGCGGCAGAGCUCUGGUUCUCUUCCUGGGCUUGCUGGGGACGCUGGCCGUCAGCAUCCUCAUACAGUUCUUCUUCAUCAAUAAGGCCUUGGAGUGUUUCAGCUCCAACAUGUUUGAAGCCAUAUACUACGUGACGUUCACCUCCACCGUGAUUCUCGCCUCCGCUCUUCUCUUCAAAGAGUGGACUGCGCUAACUCUGACCGACACCCUCGCCAUGCUUUGCGGUUUAACGACAGUGUGUGUCGGGGUCGUUUUACUGCGCAUUUCCCAGGAGGCUUUGGUAACCUGGAAGAAGAAGGAAGCGCGGGAAAAGACAGACUGAUUGAGACUUUUGUGCCAUAUUGUAUUUCUUAUUAACAGUCUACACUUGUUUUGUACCUUGUUAACUCCAGUUUCAAUGACCGACACUACAGUGUAUUCAUAACUAGUUUCACCUAAAAUUAUACUUGAAUCUUCUCUCAGUUAUUGUGUAAUCUCCAAAUACCACUGACUGUUAAAUGCAUAAUUGUUUUCUAGAUAAUCAUUCCUGUUUUAAUUUCAUUAUUAUGAUGCAACUGAUCUUCAUGAAGUUUGUUAUUGCCCUUCAGGUGAGCUUCUAAAGGCAAACUCAAACACGGCCCAGGGACCAACAGUUCAUUUGUCAAUUUGCACAUUUUUACUAAUUUUAAACGGUUAGACGGAGGCUUACCAAACAACUGAACAACUACAAAUAAUUCAAGUCUUUAAGAGGUUUGUUAAAUGCUCCUUUCUCCCCAGGCCAGACUGUCUGAGCGUAGAAUCACCUGCACUUUGACUUAUUCAGUGUGCCUGUGAAUUAUUCAGUGAAAUUUCAGAAGCAGCCUGUUUAGUGCAGGGGUUGUACAGACGGUGAGUAUCAACAGUGGCGGAGUGUUUUGUCAAAUGGAUGGAUUUGUAAAGCUGAUAUACCAAAUAGAAACUAUUGUUCUGCAGCCACUAAUUGUUUUCUGGUGAUAUUAAACGUGUGGCCACGUGUUAUGUUUGUGUAAUUCAGACGUUGUUUAGAUUAUGAAUUAUUUAUUUACAUCAUAAAAAUGUUCACUCUCAUUUCUGCUACUGUGUGUGUCAGAGAUGGUUUUAACGGUGAUGCCUAGUGACUUGGCAGUGCAACAUAAACUUGCAACUGCUGUGCUGGCACUGACAAGUCACUGUCUUUACAAGCUCUACGGUUAGCGUUUGGUUGAAUUGCUUGAAUAAUAAAAAUAAAUCAAACUA
Seriola aureovittata is the source of this 1938-nucleotide messenger RNA. It is a transcript of the gene nipa1, whose product is annotated as NIPA magnesium transporter 1. Bases 86 to 1027 code for a protein of 313 amino acids. Gene Ontology annotation, cellular component: membrane. The transcript has 5 exons. Gene Ontology annotation, biological process: magnesium ion transport. Gene Ontology annotation, molecular function: magnesium ion transmembrane transporter activity. The record is from RefSeq and is a predicted model, not a curated record. Lineage: Eukaryota; Metazoa; Chordata; Actinopteri; Carangiformes; Carangidae.